Salpingoeca rosetta is the source of this 990-nucleotide messenger RNA. RefSeq names its product short-chain dehydrogenase/reductase SDR. Gene Ontology annotation, molecular function: oxidoreductase activity. NCBI's taxonomy places the organism in Eukaryota, Choanoflagellata, Craspedida, Salpingoecidae. The transcript is spliced from 2 exons. The record is from RefSeq and is a predicted model, not a curated record. The coding region runs from base 1 to 990 and encodes 329 amino acids.
AUGAUGGGGGAUGAGCGCGAGCGCGAUGGAGGCCGUGGGUUGCGAACACAAGACCUGUUUGAUGUGCGUGGCAAAGUAGCGCUAGUCACGGGCGGAUCGCGUGGCAUUGGCGCAAUGAUCGCAGAAGCCCUCGCUGUCAACGGCGCAAAGGCAAGGCACAGCUCUGUGUAUGUGAGCUCGCGAAAAGCAGACGCUUGCACCAAGUUUGCCAAGUAUGUGAACGAGCGGUGCAGGCUACUUGCGGAACAAGACCAACAGGAGCGAGACGCCGCAUGCCAGUGCACACCAGCAACAACAACAGCAAGAACAACCCCUGCCAGCACAAGAACAGCAACAACAACAACAACAACAGUCACAGCAAGAAGAGCAACGGCGCGGGGAUCCUGUCACCCGCUGCCAGCAGACCUGUCCAGCUUCGAUGGCUGCGGUGCCCUGUUUGCUGCCUUUCAGAGGACGGGCGAGCCCCGGCUGCACAUCCUGGUGAACAACGCCGGCGCCACUUGGGGAGAAGCGCUGGAGACGCACCCGGAGUCUGCCUGGGACAAGCUGCUCAACUUGAAUGUGAAGGCGGCGUUUCGGCUUGUCCAGCUGUUCCUGCCGCUGCUCAAGGCCGCCGCAACGGAGGCGGCGCCCGCCUCCAUCAUCAACGUGGGCUCCAUCACAGGGAUUGGGGUCUCGCUGACAGACACAUACAGCUAUGCCGCAAGCAAGGCCGCCAUUCACCACAUGACGCGCGUGCUGGCAUCCAAGCUGGCCGAAGAUCACAUCUGCAUCAACGCAAUUGCCCCAGGGCCCUUUCCAUCCAAGAUGACCAAAGCCCUACUGGAACAGCUUGGGGACGAGGUGGUGAGUGCCGUACCCAUGCACCGCGUUGGCCGACCGGCAGAUAUGGCGGGCGUGACGUUGCUGCUCUGCUCCCGUGCUGGCGCGUACAUCACCGGUGCUGUCAUCCCCGUCGAUGGCGGCAUGCUGGUCAAGGCCAGUCUAUGA